Messenger RNA from Bemisia tabaci, 2487 nucleotides. RefSeq lists its product as uncharacterized. The record is from RefSeq and is a predicted model, not a curated record. Gene Ontology annotation, cellular component: nucleus. Gene Ontology annotation, molecular function: DNA-binding transcription factor activity, RNA polymerase II-specific; RNA polymerase II cis-regulatory region sequence-specific DNA binding. Gene Ontology annotation, biological process: regulation of transcription by RNA polymerase II; neuron differentiation; multicellular organism development. Lineage: Eukaryota; Metazoa; Arthropoda; Insecta; Hemiptera; Aleyrodidae.
AACACAACUGGUUGCUUUAGGGGCGGAGACUAGGGGAUGUUAGCGUUUGGAGACAGAUUUUUCCCCCCGAGGUCUCCGAGAUUAUGAAGUCUUAGUUUAGCUGUCAGUCCCGUUCUUGACGUCUUGACUCGUGACCCGAUCUUAAUAACCGCGCAACCCGUGCAGUGUCCGACAUUGUCCUCGCUACAACAACAUUUCCGUCCGCCCGCGCUUUCCGGAAUAACGUGUUAUCAGUGCUGGAUACCUACUCCGCGCCGACCAAAUCGCUCUUGUGUUUGUUGUUAUUAAACCUUACAUUUGUGCGUGCGUGUUUUUUUUUUAUUUCCAAAACUCAAAACUUAAUAAAUAAAUUGUGUCCAUCAUCCUCGUCGUGCUAACAUUUUUAAAAUAAUUUGCGCGCGCUAGCGCGUUAUCUCAUUGUGUGUGUAAUAUUUAUUCAAUAACUCAAAACUUUAAAAAAAAUUGUGUUUCAUCGUUCUCUUCGUGCCAACAUUUCCAAAUAACUUGCGCGCGCGUUAGCGCGAUUCCCAUCCCAUCGUGUGCGGGUUUUUUUCUUUAAUUUUUUAUUUUUUAAAAGUAUAAGUUCGAGUGAAGUUUUCCAAGAUGGAGGAGUCGUUAUCGACCUGAGCGGCGCUUGGAGUUGAUGAUUUCAGCGGCUUUGGAGCACGGGAAAAUGGCUCUGGAGACGGACCGCUCGAGCCCGAACAGCGCCUCGAGCCCGGGCCCGACGACGAACAAACGCCCGUCCUCAACCGACGGUAGCGUGUCCGGCUUCCCGCGGGUACCAUCGCCCAAACCAGACUCGAACCCGGACCCCUGGACCCAGCGCCCCGAGACGAAGCUCGCUAAGCCACCGUCCGCCUUCCACCAGAUCUCCCUCCUCAGCCAGUGCCAUGCCGAGCCCCUCCAAAACGGCAAAGACGAGAAAGAGUCCGAAGAACCCCUCGCUGAGAGGCUCGUCUCGCCCGGCGAGAACCUAAAAAACGGGAUAGUUCCUUUAACGAAACCUAUGUCUAUAUGUUCACCUCUCCAAAGUAAAGUCCUAAACAAAGAGAACAACAACAAAAUUAAACUGGAGGAGUACGCGAAGCCGGAGUUGAGAUCGCCGCGGGCCGACCGGCCCCGACCCCAGUUCAUCGACCGGCGAUUCGAAGCCGCCGACUACAGGUACAAACAAAUCCCGAUCGCGGAUAAAGUCUACCCGAGCUUCAAACCGAUGACUCCGAUGGACCCGAGCAUCCCUUUGAACCCGGCGAUGAUCCCCGCAAUGCUUCCAGGCCAAAGACUCCAGCCGGAGUACCCGCUGCCCAUCCCGGGGCUACCCUUCACGCCCUUGAUGUACGGCAUCGGGUUUAUGCCGCGCGCACUCAAUCUUCAGAUCCCCGGGAUGUACCCUCCGGAUAUCCGGCUGCCCGAGCUUCAGAGUGCCAAGCUCAUGUACGAGUCGCUCCACCUGCCGCCAACGGAGACCCACGCGCCCGAAGAGAGGUACUUAACCAGCUUCUCGCCCUCGGCAUCCGAGUCAUCGAGGAGUUUCAAUGCUAGUCAAAAGUGCUCGCCCGACGCCAAGGAUUCGCGACCCUCCUCGGCGUGUAGUUCGGUAACUUCGAGUUCCAGGGAGCCCCGGACGUGGAGUUACUGCCAGUCUCCGACCCCGUCACGGUCGCCGUCGCCGCCGCCCCAGACGACGUCGCUGCCGUUCUCGGUGACGAAUAUCCUGCGCCCGGAGUUCGGGCAGAACUUGUUCAACCAGAGCAGGCCGAAGAGGGAGCUCCAGAAGGAGGAGAAGAGGCCGCCGCCGAAGAAGCCCAAGUUGACGGCAGCGGAGCCGGCGACGGUCAAGGCGGUCGCGGCGCCGCAGAGCGCGCCCGCGGCGACGCCCGCGCAGACGCCGGCUGAGGCCCAGGCCGCCAAGGAGAAGGAGCAGGCCGAUUUCGAGAAGGAAGCCAAAGAGCAGGGGUGGCCCGCCUGGGUCUACUGCACCAGAUAUUCCGAUAGACCGUCUUCCGGUCCCCGCUCCCGGCGGAUCAAGAAGAAGGAGAAGAAACCCGAGGAGAAGCGACCGCGGACAGCGUUCAGCGGGGAGCAGCUCUCGCGGCUCAAGAGCGAGUUCCAGGAGAACCGGUACCUGACCGAGCGGCGCCGCCAAGAGCUGGCCAACGAGCUGGGGCUCAACGAGGCCCAGAUCAAAAUUUGGUUCCAGAACAAGCGGGCCAAGAUCAAGAAGGCCUCCGGGACCAAGAACCCCCUAGCGCUCCAGCUGAUGGCGCAGGGGUUGUACAACCAUAGCACGGUGGCCAUGUCCGAUGACGAGAUGGAGGAGAUGCUGCAUCAGCAUCAGCAGCAGCAGCAGGCCCAGCAGCAGGCGGCACAAGCAGCAGCGCAGCAGAAGUCCGCGUAGAUUCGCCUGUUGACUUAGGGGGUUUUGCCCCUUGAUUUGUUUUUGUUUUUCGUGGCGGGGGGAGCUAAAGCCCGCGUCCCACGAUC